Molecule: messenger RNA, 1005 nt
Organism: Sinocyclocheilus grahami
Lineage: Eukaryota; Metazoa; Chordata; Actinopteri; Cypriniformes; Cyprinidae
Product: high mobility group protein B2-like
Exons: 5
Coding region: 97-726 (209 amino acids)
Biological process (GO): regulation of transcription by RNA polymerase II
Cellular component (GO): nucleus
Molecular function (GO): DNA binding
Source: RefSeq, a predicted model, not a curated record
UAUGGGCAUUUAAUCAAGUUUGUGCGCCCUGCAGUUUACCAGAAGAAUACGUACGUUCUGUCGAGCAGUUGAGGCUGAUUAUAGCGUAUCACAGCCAUGGGUAAAGAUCCUAACAAGCCCAGGGGAAAGACGUCCUCUUACGCGUUCUUUGUGCAAACCUGCCGGGAGGAACAUAAGAAGAAAAGCCCAGGGACUAAGGUGGACUUUGCGGAGUUCUCCAAGAAGUGCUCUGAAAGAUGGAAGACCGUGUCCUCAAAGGAGAAGGUCAAGUUUGAGGAAAUGGCCAAAACCGACAAGGUCCGCUAUGACCGGGAGAUGAAAAACUACAUGCCUCCUAAAGGUGCAAAGGGAGGGAAAAAGCAGAAGGAUCCAAAUGCUCCUAAGAGACCACCAUCUGCUUUCUUCGUCUUCUGCUCUGACCAUCGCCCAAAAGUGAAGAACGACAACCCUGGCAUCUCUAUUGGUGAUAUUGCAAAGAAGCUUGGGGUGAUGUGGUCCAAGCUUUCACCAAAGGAAAAGGCUCCAUAUGAGCAGAAGGCCAUGAAGCUCAAGGAGAAAUAUGAAAAGGAUGUUGCUGCAUAUCGCGCCAAAGCAGAUGGUGGCAAGAAGGGUGGACCUGGCCGGCCAGUAGGAAAGAAGGCAGAAGUGGACGAUGACGAUGAUGAGGAUGAGGAGGAUGUUGAAGAAGAGGAUGAGGAUGAUGAUGAUGACGACGAUGACGAUUAAACUCAGGGAAAACUUGAGCCGAGUUGUUUGCAAAACAAUGUGAAUGCAUUUUUUAGCAUUUUUUUUUUUUUCAAUACAUGUACAGAAAUGUGUAUAAAUGAAUACAUAUUGAGGUCAUGUGCUGUUUUGUAAAUUUAACUGGGAUUUUUUUUUUUUUUUUUUUUAAGCACUGCUUUUUGUCUUGAUAGCUGUGGUUGCUUUGGUUUCCCUGUUAUUAUUUCUACUGCCAUUUUAAGACAAAUAAGGAACAGUUUGAAUUUGUGUAGUGUCUCAGUUUUU